Paramecium primaurelia is the source of this 552-nucleotide messenger RNA. The record is from the annotation of a GenBank genome assembly. Lineage: Eukaryota; Ciliophora; Oligohymenophorea; Peniculida; Parameciidae.
AUGCUUCUGCUUCAAAACGUUUAAAUUGAGUUUUAUAGAAGAUAGCUAUAUAACAAAAUGGUAUAAUCAUUAAAUAACAAGAAAUUUGAAAUCCAUACUAAAGAAACUUAGGUAUAACUAAAGUCAUUGUUAUUGUAAUUGACACAGUCUAUAUAAUUUAUUUUAAUUACACAAGCAACUGCUGCAAAUAUAGAUCCAAUUGCCAAUUCUUAGACAGGAAAAUGUUUUUCCAUUAAAGAUUCUAAUAAUACAGAAUAUAAUCCUCCUAAACCUGCUCCAAUAAAGAAAUUAAUGAAAACUAAUAUAAUAAAGGGAGUAUGUUCAAAUAAAAUAAUUUCGAAAACUAGCAUCCAAAAUCCUAAACUAAUUACAGUUUUAAUGUAGUUAUCAUAAUUUUAUUGAAUUCCAGCUCUGGAUUACUUUUAUAAUUUCCAUGUACAGUAAGAAGCAGCUACAAUUUAACCGACUUAGAAGUAGAUAUUAGUUUAAGUCACUUAAAUAUAAGUUUAACCCAAAAAAUAUUAUUGUGUACCGAAUAACAUUGUAUAGCAC